Spodoptera littoralis (African cotton leafworm) is the source of this 2133-nucleotide messenger RNA. NCBI's taxonomy places the organism in Eukaryota, Metazoa, Arthropoda, Insecta, Lepidoptera, Noctuidae. The record is from the annotation of a GenBank genome assembly.
AUGCUGCAGCCCAUGGAGGAGAUGAUCCUGCCACCAAAACGACAAGCUGUAGUUGAUCGUCUAAGACGAAGGAUAGAAACGUAUCGACGACGCCAAUCAGAAUGUGUGCCGAGAUUUGAUCAAUCAUUUACUGGCGCAUGUGAACAGCAAAAUCUAGAAACUACUGCGCUUCAGAAACGCUUCCUCGAAGGCAAAGCCAAACGACAAGCAAAGAAAAGCGAUCGCAAGCCUGACUUGCCAGCCAUCAGUGGCAAUCUUCACAGCAGCGUCGUUCAUGUGCAACAAAAAUUUGGAUGCGGUGAUUAUGAACCACCUGCGAAACUUCAAUGUGGUGGAGGUGGUGGUGGGGGCGGAGUUGGGGGCGAGGCUCUCACAAAGUUCUCGGUGGAAAUCGUCCAGCAAUUGGAGUUCACCACAUCGGCGGCAGACUCGCAACCCCAGCAGAUUUCAACUAACGUCACGGUAAAGGCUCUUGCAAAUGCCGUCAAGACGUCUAGUUCUCCGCCCUUACCCCAGCCACCACCGCGCGUACCUACACCGCUAGAUUGCGAACGUGAAUGUAAAGCAGAAUGCAAAUCAGAAGUAGCUGAUGACGAUUUUGUCGGAUUGGACGAAUGCGCUGCGGCCCUUGAGCGUGAUGCGGCCUCCGCAUUCCCUGGUUUAGCCGAUCUAAUCGGCGAGGAUGAUGGCGACGACACGUUUGAAGAUCUUAUCACGGAGAUAUCGGAAUAUCCAGAGUUUAUGAAAGACUUUGAUAUCGAUGGUGGCAAACUUAAUGGUGGAGGAAUGGGUUUGGAGCCGCCAGAAGGGGAACCAGCUCCUCGACCAUACGGAGGUGGUGAAAUGUCUCCGGCUGCCCAGACACUGAAGCACAUGGCGGAGCAACACCAGCAAGCGACGGGUGGAGACUGGGCACGGUACCGUGGCUACGGCGGAUACCGGCCGCGGCCCGCUCCGCCAACUAUGGACCACUUGCACAUGUCGCAGCAGCAGCAACUGCAUCUUACUCAGCCGCACCACAAUCUACAGGUGUCGGCGGCACAACAUAUGCAAGUUAGCGGCGGAGGCGGCGGGGGACAUGUGUCCGUCGCAGCGCAGCAGGGCAUGUACGCCAGUUUCCACAACCAGGGAACGCCAUCACCACAACACCAUCAAGGUGGCGGGUGUGACACAUACUCGGUGUCCCAGUCGCAGAGCAUCAACUUCUCGCAGGCGAUGCGAGCGCGGCCGCAGGGCCCGCAACAACAGGGCUCGCAACAGGGCGGCCCACCACUCGGCGUGGCAGCGGCGGGAAUAUCGCGGGAGCAGCAAGCGAAGAUGUUGCAGCAACAGCAACAACAGAUGCUGCGCGCGCAGCAGCAACAGAUGAGGCCCCCGCCGCCCGAGUACAAGGCGCGGUUCGUGGGCCCCGGCGUGGGUCCCGGCGGGGGCCCGGCGCAGGGCUCGCUGGGCGUGCGGCGGCCGCCGGCCCCGCAGUCGCGGCCGUUCCCGCACCACGCGCGCCAGUACUCGCCCGAGUGGCGCCACGUGCUCAUGCAGCAGCAGGCCGCCUCCAGGCAACAGUUCCCGCACCACCACCAGGGAUUCAAUAUGGGCACAAUGGGUGGCAUGACACAGCAACAGCAGCAACAAAUGCAGCUGCAACAGGCGCGCUUGCAACAGCAACAGCUUAUGCAACAUCAGCAGCAACAGCGGGCGUCCAACCAACAACAGCCAAUGUCUCAUCUCAUUAUGCAACAGAACCAGAUGAUGAGCGUGCAAGGACAGAUGCCAAAUAUCCAUAUGAGCCAAUCUCAGAGCAUGUCUAUGCAACAAAGUGGCAUGGGCAUGGGUGGGCACCAGGGCAGCCCCAUGCAGAAUGGGCCGAUGCAAGGCCAGGGACCAAUGCACGCGCAGACCAACCCCACGCAGCAGAACUCCAUGAUGUCUCAGAAUAACCCCAUGCAGAGUCAGCACGGGAACGUGGCGCAGCAUUCGUUCCCCUCGCUCCACAACACGUCUUCCUUCACCGGACAAACCACAGACUUCAACCUUGACUUCCUCGACAACAUGCCUUCCACGGACGCCAGCAAUCUCACCGCGCAGGAGCUACUCAACUCCUUAGACAACUCCUUCUUAAACGACAUCCUUUAA